UGAGUCUCUAUACCAAGCUCCUUCGUAGUGUUCCUGUUGACCGUGUGCGCGUUUGUGAGGCGGCAGAGACUGGCCUGACGGCUCGCUGUAAAUAAAACGGAUUCGCGCCGACGUAAUUCCGCUGGAAUGGCAGAUUUCCUGGAGGACACGACGCUGCCAGUGGAGGAGAGGGAGUUUAGGAAAACUAUAACUUUGAUCGGAGGUAAAGAGAGGAUUUAUUUGGUCAGUGAUGCCGGUAAAAGUAAAGAUGUGGACGGGGGUGACUCUGGAAUAUUGCAGGAGUUUAUCAAUGACAUGUUUCACUACAGCAACGGGGAGUUCAACAACUCUCCUUCGGGCAUGCACGGCGAUACUGCAAGUAUAUACCCUGUUUGCGAAAAAACCAAGACUAAAAGCCAUGAAAUACCACUAAAAGCGAGGCCUACGGAUUUGGAUUUGGAUUUGGGAGCCUGUCCGGUGGUUGAGGACGUGGAGAAAGGAAAUCCUACGCGCAAUGGCACCCCUAUGAGAACAGCAACGAGGAGAGCAAACAUUUACAGCCGAAAGCGAACUAUAGACUCUCCUGUCAUCAUAUUCGUCUUCAGACAGACGUUUUUAAGCAAAAGUUCCAACGAAUUGUACUUAAAAGAGACACUGAAGGACGUAAAGGCACGCACGAGACGUGCCAGAAUCGCCAGACCAGCUCUGAUUGGAUUAAUAGGCACCGGAGAGGAGAGCGCCGAAACGCAUCAGUGUGCGCAACUCCUGGAGAGUCUGAUCCGCUCUGUGUUCCACAAACAGUCUCCAGAAACAAUAUGGGUCGGCUGUUUUAUCCCUAAAACAGAGGCCAAAAUCCUCAGCAUCAAGAAAAACGCCUGCAAAGUCAUACACUCAUCCCAAACAGCAGAUAAUACCAGGGAUAGAGGGAACCCGCUUCUCUGGCCAUUCCAAUGUUUGUCCUGGGAUCAUAGGAGAGGCCAGGCCAACAACUCUUCAAACGGCAGGCAAAGAGAUCACACCGGAAGUAAAGAGGAGGGUAUCCCUCUGAAAACCAUUUCCCUGUCGGCUGGACCUCAAAUGGAUGGAGGAGACAGCUGAUGUCAUGACACGUGACCUGCAGCUGCCGGCAUAUCACUGCAGACAAUCAUUCUGUCUUAACUUUCAAGAACCAGUUAGCUUCAUCUGGUUAGAGAGCCCUAUUACAUGUAACACCGUUUCUUCAUAGUGUUUAACAUUCACAUCGCAUCUAACCAAAUGUUGGUAAAUAGUCCUAUCUGUUGUAAUUUAGCAGAUUUACACCUGAUGCACAAUGGUAUUAACUUUCACAUCAUUUAAUAAAACAUUUUGAGGCCUAAAUAGAGAUUUGUCUGUUAUUUUAAAACAUUUAAACUGCAAUUAGGCUAAGUUAUAGCAACAGUACUCUUUUAACAUGAUGUAUAGUCAAGUAGGGCUUGAUUGCCAACUGGUCCCACAACUCUAAUGCUCUU
Messenger RNA from Notothenia coriiceps (black rockcod), 1466 nucleotides. RefSeq lists its product as uncharacterized. NCBI's taxonomy places the organism in Eukaryota, Metazoa, Chordata, Actinopteri, Perciformes, Nototheniidae. Bases 127 to 1077 code for a protein of 316 amino acids. The transcript has 3 exons. The record is from RefSeq and is a predicted model, not a curated record.